This is a messenger RNA of Caenorhabditis sp. 36 PRJEB53466, 897 nucleotides long. NCBI's taxonomy places the organism in Eukaryota, Metazoa, Nematoda, Chromadorea, Rhabditida, Rhabditidae. The record is from the annotation of a GenBank genome assembly.
AUGCCGAUCCAGGAAAUGGAGCAGAUUGAAGACCUUCUGGCCAACUUGCAACUCGAAGACAUCAAGUGUGACCUGUGCCAGGACGUGAACGAAGAACCAAUUGCGUUCAACCACUGCAAACACUGCGUUUGCGCCGGAUGUGCCGCUCGCUGGUUGGAGUAUAGCAACUCUUGCCCAAUUGUAAGAAACUUUACGGGAGAUAAUUGGUAUAAAAUGUGUUUGCGCUCAGUGCCGUGCUCGUGUGACUGAAAUCUGCAUCGACGCGGAGAUGAAAAAGAAAGCGUCGCAGUUUGUUCGUCUCCAUCCUGGUUAGUUUUAGAGCAUUUCAGAGAGGACAUGAAGUAGUUAUAGAGCACGAGGUGCCGAACGAGAAGAAAUUGCAGCAGGCUUGCUAUGAAAUAGUCUUUUGGGCCGUCCAGCAACGCCUAGAUGUCAACCAUCCGCUCGCCGUUUUUUGGGGAUUCAAACCUAUGGUUCCGGACAAUUUGAAGUUUGUCAUUGAUAAGAAAAUCCUGUGUAAAACUGAGAUUUCAGUGAGACUCAGGCAAAAGAGUUCCUUCAAUCUAAGCGAGAGGAGCAUAUCUGGUCUCGUGUCGAAGUCUUGAGAACCCGACUCGCCAAACACAAUGACAUCUUUAAACACAUGUUAUUCGACGGUUUGUUCACAGUUUGCACUUCUAAGUUUCAAAUGUGAAAUUUCAGCAUACCAGGCACGAGUCUUUCCAGGAAAUGUGGUGGCCUCGAACGAUGAUUAUUUCUGGAAAAUCGUCCGCGGUCGAGGACUGAUGCGGGUUCCACGUAUGUAAAGUUCAGAACAUUGAUAGAACGACACGAAUUUCAGGUUUCACCAACCGCUCCUACUGCUCGCGCCGCUUCCGCCGUUCCUUCAGCACAUAA